Molecule: messenger RNA, 949 nt
Organism: Glycine soja
Lineage: Eukaryota; Viridiplantae; Streptophyta; Magnoliopsida; Fabales; Fabaceae
Product: transcription factor PRE6-like
Exons: 2
Coding region: 519-800 (93 amino acids)
Biological process (GO): regulation of growth; regulation of DNA-templated transcription
Molecular function (GO): protein dimerization activity
Source: RefSeq, a predicted model, not a curated record
CCCAUUCCUACUAUUUCAUCUACUUGACUCUCUCUCUCUCACACACACACACACAGAGAAAUGCCCUAUUUAACAACAUCCCCAGCCUAAUGCCUUUCCCAUUCUCUUGUCCUCUUCAACUUCCAACACCCACUGACACAUUCCCUCAACUCUCUCAUGCUCACGGCCACUACUCUUAUCUCUCUCCCCUCCUAGUUCCAUUCAUUCUCCUCACAUAAACAUAAACAACACUUCUCUUUUUUGAAUAUUCCUCAAUUUUAUAGCUAGCUCCCUAGCUAAGCUAGCUCCCAUACUAAGUUUUCUUUCUCUGAUUCUCACUCUGACAAAUAUUCCACUUCCUAUUCGUCCAUUUUCCGAGGAAUUAGCUACCUCUAUAGGCUCUAGCUAGCUUAGUAGUCAGAAGUAGUUAGUACUUAUCUUUCAGUUACCUUGAACAAAUCAAGUGUACACAACAGCAAAAUAUUUCUGUCACACAAACACACUCGUCACAAACCCUUUUAAAUUUAAAAUUAACAACAAUGUCUAGCAGAAGAUCUCGUUCGAGUCAAUCGGAUGUUUCCACUGAGAUCACUGAUGCCCAGAUCACUGAUAUCAUCUCAAAGUUACAACAACUAAUCCCUGAACUAGAUGCAAGGCGUUCAGACAAGGUUUCAGCUUCCAAGGUGUUGCAGGAGACUUGCAACUACAUCAAAAGCUUGCACAGAGAGGUUGAUGAUCUAAGUGACCGGUUGUCACAACUUUUGGCCACCACAGAUUCCAACAGUGCCCAAGCAGCCAUAAUUAGAAGCUUACUUUUGUAAUAAUAAUAUUAUUCUAAUACUUAUUACUUAUAGAGCUUUAAUUUAUGUGACGUGUGCAUGUUAUUUUUGGUUAUAAGACCAAAUUGUAUUACUAUAAAUAAAAUGAGCUGGCAUCUUGAUGAUCGAGUUCCAGUUAGUUCGAAUAGUUA